Molecule: messenger RNA, 1089 nt
Organism: Durio zibethinus
Lineage: Eukaryota; Viridiplantae; Streptophyta; Magnoliopsida; Malvales; Malvaceae
Source: RefSeq, a predicted model, not a curated record
UCUCAUGAUAGUAUUUAUUUUGCUUUUUUGCCUUUGGCUUUCAUUUCUGAUAAGGGAACCUUUAAGCACUUUAAUCCUAUUGGGCAAUGCCACUUCUUUUGCCAGUUUUGCUACCGCUGAAGAAGUACUUUCCAUGGAGAGCAACCCUAAUUCUUCCUCAAGAACAGACAGAAAACUCAUUGAGAGAAACAGGAGAAAUCAAAUGAAAGCUCUCUAUUCCAAGCUCAAUUCUCUCAUACCCCAUACAAGCUCUAGGGAACCAACAUCACUGCCUGAUCAACUAGAUGUAGCUGCAAAUUACAUAAAAGGGUUACAGAUAAACUUAGAAAGAUUGAAGGAAAGGAAAGACAGCUUAAUGAGAGUAGAAAGGUCGACGAAUAAAACAAGCAGGAGCAGUAGCAGGCCAAAAUCUCCUCAAAUCCAAAUUCAUGAAAUGGGUUCUUCUUUGGAGAUUGGGUUAACAACUGCCUCCAAUCGUCAGUUCAUUUUCAAUGAGAUAAUUCGAAUUCUUCAUGAAGAAGGAGCCGAGAUUGUUAAUGCCAGUUUCUCUGUUGUUGAUGAUACUGUUUUCCAUACCAUACAUCUUACGGUAGGCAUGCUAUGAUUUCACUAAGUUCAUUACCUUUUUCCCUGUGGUGUGAGGAAUAGUAAAUUUGAGGAAUCUUUUAAUAUUUUAAAGAUUUGUUUAAUUAGAAAUUCUUGGCUUAAAUAAAAUUGUGUAGGUUGGGGAGUCUGCACCAGAUAUUUAUGGAGUGGCCAGGAUAUCUGAUAGACUAAAGAAGUUUGUCCAUGAUGCUGAUACAUAUGACAAGUGAUAGCUGCUGUAAUGGAGUAAAUAAUCUGAAUCACUCUAUCCUCUGUUUGAAUAUUGUUUGUAAAAAGCUUUUCAGAAGCCUCUCAAGCAGUGAUGGAACAUGGGGCGCCAUCGCCGCUUGCUUAUUAGCAUUUCAUGGAAUAAUGCUGCUUGGCAACCAGAUCUAUAUUGUUAUGAAUUAUGAUGUUUCCAAUUCCCAAGUUCUUUUAUUCAUAUUGCCCUUCAAAUCGCCUCUCUUAUGCAAGAAGCAAACUACCAUUAGAACCUCGUUAAAC